AUGGCAAUGUACGUGAUGUAUGUGUUCCUGAGUCUAGCUGCGCUUGCAGGAGCCGUACCAGUCGUUUACUUCCCAUUCAACUCUCAGCUACCGCCUGCGACGAGGAUAUCGGAGCCAUUUUCGUACACUCUUUCACCUCAAACCUUUUCUUCACAGUCUCGACUAUCUUACAGCCUACUACACUCGCCAGCAUGGCUCUCGAUCGAUGCCAGCACCGGCCGGCUCUCUGGGACCCCCGAGGAUAAAGAUGUUCCGGCAGGGGAAGUGGUGGGCAUCCCGGUGGACAUCGUUGCAACGGACAAUUCUGGGUCUGCCACGAUGACGGCGACUCUGGUGGUGACGAGGAGACCUACACCCAAGCUCAACAUUCCUCUAUCGGAGCAAAUUCAGAACUUUGGCGAUACAUCAUCGCCGUCUGCCGUCGUGGCAUCUCCCGCGUCCGACUUCUCCUUCACAUUCGCCAAGGAUACAUUCUCUUAUGCUGGAGACGGAUUAAAUUACUAUGCCACUUCAGCAGAUAGCAGCCCUCUGCCUUCAUGGAUCAAGUUGGACGCCGGCAGCCUUACAUUCACCGGGAAGACACCACCAUUCGAAUCACUCGUCCAGCCGCCCCAGAAAUUCGACUUCAGCCUCGUUGGUUCCGAUAUCAUCGGAUUCUCGGCUGUUUCCGUUGUCUUUUCUAUCGUUGUCGGUGCCCACAGGUUGACAACAGACACGCCCACUAUCGAGAUCAAUGCAACGCGGGGGACAAAUGUCUCGUACGCGGCACUCGCCGGCAGUAUAAAGCUGGAUGGGAAUACCACUACGCCAUCCGAGUUGAACCUCACCACGUCAGGCCUUCCGAGCUGGCUCUCGGUCGAUAAUAGUACAUUCGAGAUCCAGGGCAACCCCCCUGAGGAUGCGAAAUCCUCAAACUCUACGCUCACUAUUCGGGACGUAUACUCCGAUACUCUUAACAUUAUUUUAUCGGUGUUCAUUGUUACGCGAAUCUUCCGGGACACGAACUUGAGCAUCGAGGCGACGCCGGGAAAGAACUUUACGUUCGAUGUGGAACCUUAUCUCUGGACGCCUUCAGAUAUUGAUCUUAGUGUCGAAUCCUCGGCAGACUGGGUCAGCGUUGACGGCUUGGUCAUAUCGGGAAUGCCCCCCAAAACUACAUCGCCCGAGAACAUUAAAUUCAUUGUCAAGGCGACGUCAAAAAGCUCAGAGGAGACCGAGACGGCGACGGCAGAUUUGGAAGUCUUGCCUCUGCCGGCCACUACUACCACGGAUUCUCCCACAUCCUCUACGAAGCCAACGAAUCCCGCACCUACAAGCGAUCCGCAACAAGGCCUAAAAGCUGGUUAUAUAGCCCUGGCGAUUCUCUUACCGCUACUCUUCCUCGCGAUUGUUGUUCUGUUGAUCAUAUGUUGCCGGAGAAGGAAGCAAAAACGAGAAUCGAUUCACGAGAACUUCAAAAACAGCAUAUCGGAGCCAGUCCCUGGCUCGUUUGUGAUGAAUGGAGGGGCCCACAGCAGAGACGGAUCGUCGGUCGGAGAUAUGAAGAAGCCCGAAGACAAUCGACGCAGCAGGGGUUACUUCAACUCUGCUGUACAGAAAAUGAGACAAUCGAGGACGCUUUCGACUAUCACCGGCUCU
This is a messenger RNA of Colletotrichum phormii, 1638 nucleotides long. RefSeq lists its product as uncharacterized. The annotation marks the transcript as partial. Gene Ontology annotation, molecular function: calcium ion binding. The record is from RefSeq and is a predicted model, not a curated record. Gene Ontology annotation, cellular component: membrane. NCBI's taxonomy places the organism in Eukaryota, Fungi, Ascomycota, Sordariomycetes, Glomerellales, Glomerellaceae. The transcript has a single exon.